AAGAGGCUGGUGACUAGCGAGUGGCCAUUAUCAUCUCUCUCUCACCCACGCGCAGAGGAACGGAGGGCGAGAAGGGAGAGGAUGACGACGACACUUUUCGCCGCUCCGCCGUAUCGCCACCACCACCCUCUCUCCCAUCGGCAUUGCUUCAACCACGGAGCUUCGCGAUUGGACUUGUGCGGUCUGUCGAAUCGUAUCGGUCAUGCUCCUUAUAAGCUCAAUUUCUCCGUCUCUUCUACUUCGACUUCUUCUUCCGUUGUGGAAGAUGGCCUCCCUCCUCCUCUUCCGCCGCCGCCGCCGCCGUCUGACUCCGCUCCUCUCCAGCCGGACUCCGCCCUCGAAGCCGGUGACGUCGCUGCUCUGAGGGGUUGCAAGGCCUGUGGGAGAGAGGAACUAGAGAGGGGAUGCAAUGGAGAGGGGAGGAUACAAGGUGGCAUUGCGACGGUUCCAGGCUUUGGUUGGUGGCCGAUAAAGGCUUACAGGCCUUGUCCUGGAUUUGUAGCAUCUGGUGGACGGUAUCGCCGGCAAGGGCAAAGCAUGGAUGAGGUUGCUUUUGGAAGAGGCGGUUCUUCAUUCGGUGAUGAAUCUAAGUCAAGGUAAAGUUCUAAGCAUCAACAUGUUUCAAACUGGGUAAGCUACUGAUGAAUUCUACAGUAAGAAAGGGCGAGAUCGGAGGAAACUCGAGAGGUAAUACUCACCCAUCCAGGAUAGCCGGACAAGUUCACGAUCCUACUGGUCUCCUGGGAUAUACCCGAAAAGCCGGAAGAAAGGAAAGUGAAGGGAUGAAUGUAUAUCACCUGUGACCAGUCCUCAUCUUUGCUAUAUGUCGGGUUUCUGAUGCAUGGAUUGCAGGGUUCGGUGAUGAUCAAUGUAUAUUUCUUGUUGACAAAUUAUACACAUUAUCCUUGAGUCUUGAUUUCUAUGCCUUUAACUGCACUGCAA
Messenger RNA from Rhodamnia argentea, 942 nucleotides. RefSeq lists its product as uncharacterized. The record is from RefSeq and is a predicted model, not a curated record. The transcript is spliced from 3 exons. Gene Ontology annotation, cellular component: chloroplast. Bases 82 to 600 code for a protein of 172 amino acids. Lineage: Eukaryota; Viridiplantae; Streptophyta; Magnoliopsida; Myrtales; Myrtaceae.